Molecule: messenger RNA, 4172 nt
Organism: Lingula anatina
Lineage: Eukaryota; Metazoa; Brachiopoda; Lingulata; Lingulida; Lingulidae
Biological process (GO): canonical Wnt signaling pathway
Cellular component (GO): plasma membrane
Molecular function (GO): Wnt receptor activity; Wnt-protein binding
Source: RefSeq, a predicted model, not a curated record
UGGCCAGAUGUCCAGACGUGACCCUGACUGACCAAUUGACCCUGGUAAGGCACUGCAGUCCCUACGAGAACUCUGUCUGUUCUUUCCAAUGUAACACGGGGUAUACGCUGACUGGACAGUCUGAGAUUACCUGCUUGGAGAGCGGAACUUGGUCAGAUACCCAGCCAACAUGUGAAAUCGUAAAAUGCCCAGUGAUGUCACUACCUGACCACGUGUCCAGUAACUGUGACGUAGAUAGCAGGAAUUACGGUACCACGUGCCAGCUGUCAUGUGACACUGGGUAUCGCCCCACUGUUGCCGUGACAACCACUUGUUUAGCCAAUGGAACCUGGGAUGCAUCUCUCUCAUGCGAAGUUGUUCAAUGUCCACCACUCAGUCCAUCCGUGAAUGGCACCUUGACUCCGCCCCUCUGCAAUAACUACACAGUUUUCAAUGACGUAUGCAGUUUAAGCUGUCCUUCGGGAUACGUGGUGUCUGGGCAAACGACAGUUUCGUGUUUGGCGUCUGCGCAGUGGAACGCAGACUUGGGGACUUGCAAAGAUACCCAAAAGCCAAGUUUCAACGGAACAUGCCCUCAGAACCCUUUGGUCUAUAUCUCAGACACAGGGACCAGUAGAAAGGCGGUAAAUUGGACAUCAAUUCACAUAGAAGCCGUGGAUAACUCUAACAUCCUCCCAUCUGUGUCUUACAAGGGUAAACAGGACACGUACUCUGAAGGCGAUCACCAGGUUGAAAUUAAUGCCACUGACAACAGCGGGAAUUCAGCGCUUUGUGUGUUUACAGUGACCGUGACAGUUCCACGUUGCCCGUCCCCUCCGCCUCCCCCACACGGAGCCAUAGCCGCAGGGUGUUCUUUGAUCCACGGCAGCGUGUGUACUGUAACGUGUGACACGGGGUACAUGGUACCUAGGAAUAACACGGACACCUUGCAGUGUGUUUACUCUGAGGGGAACACUCACUGGGACGGUAACCCCGUGUGUAAAGCGGUGACAUGUCCAGUCCUGGACACUAGCCGGGGUUACAUCUACCAGCGGUGUGACACGGAUAGAGAACUGCCAGUUGGUACAGUGUGUGAGUUGGGGUGUGAUAUUGUCUACCAGAGGAGUGAGAAUGAUACCACCCCCACUAUUCGCUGUCUACCCACCGGGCAGUGGGAGAACACGACCUUUCAGUGUAUAGCACCUAAAUGUCCUGCGUUAACAGCGCCAAAUGGCGGCACCGUGAGCCCUGCCUCCUGCCUGGUCCAGGGAGAAUAUGGCGACCAGUGCCAAUACCAGUGUCACGAGGGGUACCAACUGACAGGUGUCAGCAGUCACAGGUGCACGGAAUUCAACACGUGGACAGCUCAAGACCAGACCGCCGUAUGCACAGAUGUCACCCCACCUGAUUUUGGGGACACUUGUCCCGAGAGUGACCUCCAUUUCUUCACCCCUCCCUGUGGGGACAGAGCGUCCGUGUUGUGGUCAGAGCCAGUGGCCACGGAUAACUCCGGACAGCUGACCCUCAGCAAACCGACCUACACCUCUCCCUCUGUGUUAACUCCGGGAGACUACCCUCUGGUAUACACUGCCCAGGACGCCGCCAAUCUCCAGAAACAAUGUCGAUUUUCUUUGAGAAUCCGAUCUCCGUCGUGUCAGCCACCCCCAGACAUAGCAGGUGCUGUGUUAGACUCAACCACGUGCAGCUUCAAAUUUGGCUCCGUGAUGACUUACCGAUGCCAAGAUGGCUACCGUCUCCAAGGCAACGCCACGUUGACAUGUGGCAGGGAGGGUAACUGGGUGGGAUCGGUUUCUUGUGCGGCGAUCACUUGCCCCAAAUUAUCCGCUGUGCCAAACGCAGUGACGUCACCGUCGUUAUGCACGUCAUCUUCCGUAUUCUAUGCCACCCAGUGUGACGUCACGUGUGAGCUAGGGUACCUGCUGAAGGGUCCUCGGAGUUUCACCUGUGGAUCGGACGGUGCUUGGUCUAAUCCAACAGGAGUGACGGAAUGUGAAGCUAUCCCGCCCCCAAACUUUAAAGAUACCUGUCCUCGAGACACCAUCGUCUCCACGUACGUCAAUAAAGACUACACAGAGGUCACGUGGGGCGUGCCACGUGCUUUUGACAGUAAAGGCAGGCAGUUAUCCCUGACGGUCACUCCUUUGUUCGUGGUAUCGGACACUGUGAGGUUAGGCGUGGGCAGUCAUAGAAUAACCUACACGGCCACAGACUCGUAUGGACUGACGUCAACCUGCUCCUUCACAAUCACUGUAAAAGACCAAGAAGCCCCGCGCCCCCUAGCGUGUCCGGAUAACCAAAUUUUCGAAGCCAGAGGCAGUGAGACAAAUGUUCAGUUUGAGAGACCAGUGUUUGAAGAUAACGUUGGUGUGAUUACGUCAUCCUGUGACCGUGAAUGGGGGUCAUUUCCGCUGGGCAGGUUCGAGGUCACGUGCACAGCACGUGAUGCCGCGGGGAACACUGGGAAGUGUGUUAUGGGCAUCGCUGUUGUAGCGCGCCGAUGCCCCGACAUACAACCUCCGAUACAUGGCGCCAAGGCCUGCAGCACCAUCAAGUUCACUACUCUCUGCACUUUGCACUGCAAUGAUCAAUACGAAUUUCCGCCGUUUGCCUUCCCUCAACCUGCGUACACUUGUGGUAUAGAUAGUGGACAGUGGCUACCGCCUUUGCCUUUCUUGCCGUUCACCUGUGCAGCGCGGUUUUUACCAAACUUUGGAGAGGUCAACGGGCGUAUACAGUUCCAUGAGUACGAGGGAGACUGCGUGACGGCGGCUGCCACUGCUGAAAUAAGGGCGGACUUUCAGAGUCUCUUGGAGCUUAGUAUUUUUGCACAAGCUGGCCUUUGUGACGACGGGGCUUGCGAAGUCUCAUCAGUGACGGUUGUAUGUAAUACUGCCACUGGAUCCGGUUUCCCGGAUUUUCCGGGAGAUUUUGACUUUAGACGACGACGAAAGAGAGAGACAACACCUAGAACAAGAAGCAGCGUAAGCGUCGACUUUGUCAUUCUUACUAAUGCGACAAGCAAAAUAAGCAACGAUACAGACGUGACGUCCCUGAAGGAAAAAUUGAAUCUCCUGUCGAGUUCUGUACAAGAGUUUGUGGAGUCCGGCAAUCUGACGUUAAACAUCAGUGGCACUAGUUUGACAGCAGAUCCCAAGCGGUCAGUAGUGUCGCCAACCCUUAAGUGUCGCCCUGGGGCCGUGAAAAGGGACACAUACUGUGUCCAGUGUCCGGUGGGUACAUACUAUGACGUACAGCGGUCAGACUGUGUGGAGUGUCCAGUAUCCAGCUACCAGGACCAGGAGGGGCAGUUAGAGUGUGUCCACUGUCCUGGUCAGAUGACCACCAAUGAUGUAGGCUCCUAUAACGCUUCCCUGUGUAUAGAGCCCACAACCUAUGACAAUAUUGUAUUCCUCGGAAGCGUAGCUGCAGACAGGGACUGGGUGAUUGCUAGUUUUACCAGCUCAGCUAUUCUUCUCGUUGCCUCCAUAGUGGCUACGUUUACCAUUGGAUGGAGGAGGAGUCACGUGACUAAGGCAUAAGCCAAACAAAGACAACUCUGCUACGAUUGAAUUGUGAACAAAUAAAAAGAAUACUCCACUGUAAAGACUAAAGUGAAUUAUAAUACAUAUAGUCGACUUGAUUCUCUUAUUGUUUUAUUUAUUUAUUUAUUUAAUUUGUUUGUUUGUUUAUUUAUUGAAAAACAAAAAGAGACUUCAUUAUAUAUAUCAUGCAAAACAUUGAUUGUUAUAUACAUUAGAAAUAUGACGGCCACUGACAAAUCAAAACAUUACUAUUCAGAGUAGCAGGCUGAUAAAAAUGUUUGGAGGAGGAGGGGACUGUUGUACUUUAUAGCUGGACUUUGCGGGAACUUUAAAAAGAUCCCCAAGAGAUAAAUUUUGAAAAAUGUAAAUAGUGCCCCUCCCCUCUCCCUUGCAGCCCACAACUGUUUGAUGUUAUAAAGCCUAUUGUCUUAACUUUGUGAUCGUGUUGAUAAUCUCGUAUUCCUUUUUAACGCAUUAUUAUUGUUAUUGUUAUAAUUCGUUGUCAUCUUUCGCCAGUAUGGAUGUCCACGUGUAAUCUCGUUUUAUUUUUUUACAACUAAUGAAAUUAAGGCUUCAUGUUUAAAACAACAAAUGAAUAAUUUUAUAAAUAAAUUUACCAUCAGUAACAAA